CUUGGGCUCUUAUUCUACACUUGCUUGAGCGGAGCGCCAGGCAGCAGUAGUACAACGGGCAUUUUUGAGAGACCACAGGAGUCUUGAAACUUCUGAAGGAGCCAAAAUGGGGCGAUUCUGCUUUGAUAUCGCCUUCUGCAGUCUGGUAUGUUUGUUCCUCGCUAUCUACAGCGUCGACGGUUACUCUAUUUCUAGAGGAGGUUCUGGGUCUCAGGAAAGUACAAAAGGAAGCGGGGGUUCUUCAACAGGAGGCUCUCAUGAACAACACGCACCAAGUCCUCAGCCUUGUGAUAGUCAUCCAUGCCAACAUGGCGGUAUAUGCCAUAAUCAUGGAACAACAUAUGAGUGUGUUUGCCCCAGUGGCUGCUCAGGAGCACGCUGUGAACUAGAAAAUAAACUGUUGGACACCAUCAAAGGAGCUACAGGAAGCGGCAGCAGUCAAACUUACCCUGACCAUGUCAACUCAAAAUCAAAUUCUGGAAGCAAUGAAGUGCCAGCUUUAGGUGAUACACAAAACCCAACCAAGUCCGCAAGUAAAGAGAGCCGCCCCUCUUCCUCUGGCAGCAGCAGUCAUACAGACCCUGACCACGUCAACUCAAAACCAAGUUCUGAAAGCAAUGAAGUGCCAGCACCUAAUCCUCAGCCUUGCGAUAGUCAUCCAUGCCAACAUGGCGGUGUAUGCCAAAAUAAAGGACAAUUAUUUGAGUGUGUUUGCCCCAGUGGCUGCUCAGGAAGACGCUGUGAAAAUGGACCUGUUCAAGACCCAUGUGCGAAUAACCCUUGUGAGCAUGGGGGAGCAUGUUCACCUUAUGGAUCCAGCUACCGAUGCAGUUGCCCGUCAGCGUACAUGGGUUCUAGAUGCCAACUAGGCAAAACACAAAACCCAACCAAAUCUGCAAGUAAAGAAAGCGGACAUUCUUCCCAUGGCAGCAGCAGUCAUGAAGACCCUGACCAUGUCAAACCAAAAUCAAAUUCUGGAAGCAAUGAAGUGCCAGCCUUAGGAGAUACACAAAACCCAACCAAGUCUGCGAGUAAAGAGAACCGCCCCUCUUCCCCUGGCAGCAGCAGUCAUACAGACCCUGAUCACGUCAACUCAAAAUCAGGUGAUGAAAGCAAUGAAGUGCCAGCACCUAAUCCCCAGCCUUGCGAUAGUCAUCCAUGCCAACAUGGCGGUGUAUGCCAAAAUAAAGGACAAUUAUUUGAGUGUGUUUGCCCCAGUGGCUGCUCAGGAAGACGCUGUGAAAAUGGACCUGUUCAAGACCCAUGUGCGAAUAACCCUUGCGAGCAUGGGGGAGCAUGUUCACCUUAUGGAUCCAGCUACCGAUGCAGUUGUCCGUCAGCGUACAUGGGUUCUAGAUGCCAAUUAGGCAAAACACAAAACCCAACCAAAUCUGCAAGUAAAGAAAGCGGACAUUCUUCCCAUGGCAGCAGCAGUCAUGAAGACCCUGACCAUGUCAAACCAAAAUCAAAUUCUGGAAGCAAUGAAGUGCCAGCCUUAGGAGAUACACAAAACCCAACCAAGUCUGCGAGUAAAGAGAACCGCCCCUCUUCCCCUGGCAGCAGCAGUCAUACAGACCCUGAUCACGUCAACUCAAAACCAAGUUCUGAAAGCAAUGAAGUACCAGCUUUAGGUGAUACACACAUUCCAACCAAGUCUGCAAGUAAAGAAAGCCGUCCCUCUUCCCCUGGCAGCAGCAGUCAUAAAGACCCUGACCAUGUCAACUCAAAAUCAGGUGAUGAAAGCAAUGAAGUGCCAGCACCUAAUCCCCAGCCUUGCGAUAGUCAUCCAUGCCAACAUGGCGGUGUAUGCCAAAAUAAAGGACAAUUAUUUGAGUGUGUUUGCCCCAGUGGCUGCUCAGGAAGACGCUGUGAAAAUGGACCUGUUCAAGACCCAUGUGCGAAUAACCCUUGCGAGCAUGGGGGAGCAUGUUCACCUUAUGGAUCCAGCUACCGAUGCAGUUGCCCGUCAGCGUACAUGGGUUCUAGAUGCCAAUUAGGCAAAACACAAAACCCAACCAAAUCUGCAAGUAAAGAAAGCGGACAUUCUUCCCAUGGCAGCAGCAGUCAUGAAGACCCUGACCAUGUCAAACCAAAAUCAAAUUCUGGAAGCAAUGAAGUGCCAGCCUUAGGAGAUACACAAAACCCAACCAAGUCUGCGAGUAAAGAGAACCGCCCCUCUUCCCCUGGCAGCAGCAGUCAUACAGACCCUGAUCACGUCAACUCAAAACCAAGUUCUGAAAGCAAUGAAGUGCCAGCUUUAGGUGAUACACACAUUCCAACCAAGUCUGCAAGUAAAGAAAGCCGUCCCUCUUCCCCUGGCAGCAGCAGUCAUAAAGACCCUGACCAUGUCAACUCAAAAUCAGGUGAUGAAAGCAAUGAAGUGCCAGCACCUAAUCCCCAGCCUUGCGAUAGUCAUCCAUGCCAACAUGGCGGUGUAUGCCAAAAUAAAGGACAAUUAUUUGAGUGUGUUUGCCCCAGUGGCUGCUCAGGAAGACGCUGUGAAAAUGGACCUGUUCAAGACCCAUGUGCGAAUAACCCUUGCGAGCAUGGGGGAGCAUGUUCACCUUAUGGAUCCAGCUACCGAUGCAGUUGCCCGUCAGCGUACAUGGGUUCUAGAUGCCAAUUAGGCAAAACACAAAACCCAACCAAAUCUGCAAGUAAAGAAAGCGGACAUUCUUCCCAUGGCAGCAGCAGUCAUGAAGACCCUGACCAUGUCAAACCAAAAUCAAAUUCUGGAAGCAAUGAAGUGCCAGCCUUAGGAGAUACACAAAACCCAACCAAGUCUGCGAGUAAAGAGAACCGCCCCUCUUCCCCUGGCAGCAGCAGUCAUACAGACCCUGAUCACGUCAACUCAAAACCAAGUUCUGCAAGCAAUGAAGUACCAGCUUUAGGUGAUACACACAUACCAACCAAGUCUGCAAGUAAAGAAAGGCGCCCCUCUUCCCCUGGCAGCAGCCCUGGCAGCAGCAGUCAUACAGACCCUGACCACGCCAACUCAAAAUCAAAUUCUGGAAGCAAUGAAGUGCCAGCUUUAGGAGAUACACAAAACCCAACCAAGUCUGCGAGUAAAGAGAACCGCCCCUCUUCCCCUGGCAGCAGCAGUCAUACAGACCCUGACCACGUCAACUCAAAACCAAGUUCUGAAAGCAAUGAAGUGCCAGCUUUAGGAGAUACACACAUUCCAACCAAGUAUGCGAGUAAAGAGAGCCGCCCCUCUUCCCCUGGCAGCAGCAGUCAUAAAGACCCUGACCACGUCAACUCAAAACCAAGUUCUGCAAGCAAUGAAGUGCCAGCUUUAGGUGAUACACAAAACCCAACCAAGUCUGCGAGUAAAGAGAACCGCCCCUCUUCCCCUGGCAGCAGCAGUCAUACAGACCCUGACCACGUCAACUCAAAAUCAAGUGAUGAAAGCAAUGAAGUGCCAGGACCUGUUCAAGACCCAUGUGCGAAUAACCCUUGCGAGCAUGGGGGAGCAUGUUCACCUUAUGGAUCCAGCUACCGAUGCAGUUGCCCGUCAGCGUACAUGGGUUCUAGAUGCCAAUUAGGCAAAACACAAAACCCAACCAAGUCUGCAAGUAAAGAAAGCGGCCCCUCUUCCCAUGGCAGCAGUAGUCAUGAAGACCCUGACCAUGUCGAACCAAAAUCAAAAUCUGGAAGCAAUGAAGUGCCAGCUUUAGGUGAUACACACAUACCAACCAAGUCUGCAAGUAAAGAAAGGCGCCCCUCUUCCCCUGGCAGCAGCCCUGGCAGCAGCAGUCAUAAAGACCAUGACCACGCCAACUCAAAAUCAAAUUCUGGAAGCAAUGAAGUGCCAGCUUUAGGAGAUACACAAAACCCAACCAAGUCUGCAAGUAAAGAAAGCCGUCACUCUUCCCCUGGCAGCAGCAGUCAUACAGACCCUGACCACGUCAACUCAAAACCAAGUUCUGAAAGCAAUGAAGUGCCAGCUUUAGGUGAUACACAAAACCCAACCAAGUCUGCAAGUAAAGAGAACCGCCCCUCUUCCCCUGGCAGCAGCAGUCAUACAGACCCUGACCACGUCAACUCAAAAUCAAGUGAUGAAAGCAAUGAAGUGCCAGCACCUAAACCUCAGCCUUGCGAUAGUCAUCCAUGCCAACAUGGCGGUGUAUGCCAAAAUAAAGGACAAUUAUUUGAGUGUGUUUGCCCCAGUGGCUGCUCAGGAAGACGCUGUGAAAAUGGACCUGUUCAAGACCCAUGUGCGAAUAACCCUUGCGAGCAUGGGGGAGCAUGUUCACCUUAUGGAUCCAGCUACCGAUGCAGUUGCCCGUCAGCGUACAUGGGUUCUAGAUGCCAAUUAGGCAAAACACAAAACCCAACCAAAUCUGCAAGUAAAGAAAGCGGACAUUCUUCCCAUGGCAGCAGUAGUCAUGAAGACCCUGACCAUGUCAAACCAAAAUCAAAUUCUGGAAGCAAUGAAGUGCCAGCCUUAGGAGAUACACAAAACCCAACCAAGUCUGCGAGUAAAGAGAACCGCCCCUCUUCCCCUGGCAGCAGCAGUCAUACAGACCCUGAUCACGUCAACUCACAUGCAUCAGGAAGUAAAUCAGGGAGUGGUUCAGGGCGUGGCUCAGGCAGUAACGAAAGAAGAGGCUACUACAGAAGUCCGUGUGAGAAAAACCCUUGCAAACGGGGAUCUUGCAAAGAGUUCGGCAAAACAUUCAAGUGCAAAUGUCCAAGUGGCUUCAAAGGAAGACGCUGCCAAUACACAAAAAGACCACGCACAACUCAUACCCAUGGGAGCAAAUCGAGCGGCUCGUCGUCUUCUGCAGAAAUCGAAGCACCCCAACCAUGUGAUUACAACCCAUGUUGGAACGGAGGAACCUGUUUGCCCGAGGGUGACCCGUAUACCUGUAAUUGCGCACCAGGAUAUGAAGGAAGACGUUGUGAAAUUGCUCCCACACCUCAUCCAUGUGAACAAGACCCUUGCUCUGGCCACGGUAAAUGCUACUCGACCCGGGACGGAGGAUACAGGUGUGAAUGUGAUCCUAAUUACGGGGGUGAACGUUGCAAUGAAGUUAUCCCUGUAAAUCCAUGUGACAGAAACCCAUGUAAGAAUGACGGCAGAUGUUUAACAAGAGGUGACGACUACCAAUGCCACUGCAUGUUUCCAUACGAAGGCACUAACUGUGAACAAGUCCAACCUGGUCCCUGUGAGGACAGCCCAUGCACCAACGGUGGAACCUGCUUUCCGGACGGUCAAGAUUUCUUCUGUCAAUGCCCAAAACAAUUCGAGGGUAGACGAUGCGAAAUAGCGCUUAAAGUUGGACCAUGUCAAACUGAGCCCUGUUUCAACGGAGGAACUUGUACACCAACAGCAACUGAUUUUGAAUGUGCAUGUAAGCCAAGCUACACUGGGAAAAGAUGUGAAGACAGUCCAGAUGUAAAUGAUCACGUGAUACUAGAAUCAACCAAUGGCGAGAUGGAAGAUGUUGAUAUCCCACUCCUGGCUUUCUACACACAUUCGUCCUAUUUGCUGCGGUUCAGUGUCAUGUGUUACGACAGUGUUCGCAUCGGAUUCAAAUCUGCAGUUUAUUCGCAUGUCUACUACUACGUUUAUUUGGGUAAAACGUCAGCUCGGAUUGAACACUGUGAGAACACAUGUCAAAGUGUAUCUGAGGUUGACAUUAGCGGUCAACUGAGUGCGACAGCCUUUGCUGAUUACUACAUCCGAUUUACAUCAACUGGGUCUCUGAUAGUUGGUAUCCUUGAUGCAUCAUUUACUGAGCUGAUGUCAUUCAACGGUGAACCACCAACAUGUCCUUUGCUCGUGUUUGUCAGCUCUGGGGACGGUUAUAUGGCAACCUGGAAGAUAUAUGAAGCCAUCACCGAGCAAGUUAAUACAAUUACCUGGCGAACAGUCAACGUGAACCUGAGAUCCGAUCAGUACACUUACCUGGGUGAAAGCUUCCAGGUAUACGACCGACAAUUACGACUUGGUCUAGCGAUAGAUUCAGAGGUGACGGUAUUGCUAUCCAAGGGAUAUGAUGACGCCAAUAAUUAUGAGAUUGUCUUCCGAGCCGCAGGAAACACAAAACUGCAAAUCAAGAAAAACGGUGAAGUUGUGAAAGAAGGGGACUGCGUGGUUAAUAGCUCCAGCCUCGAUGACUUUGAAGACUUCUGGAUAAGCUUCGCUAAGAGUACCAUCUCAGUUGGUCGAGUUGGUCUGGACAUGCAACCUGCAUUUGUCUCGUGGUCGGACACCUCGUCACUUGAGGUCUCACUUGCAGCCUUCAAGGGAGCGUCAUCUUCAUAUCUUGUGUACUACAAAUUCGAAUAUCAAACUGCAAGGGGUAUAUUCUGGACCUUCGAUUGCGACAUGGCGUACCCACUACCAUUUGAGAAAAUUAAAAUGCCACAAACAGCGCUGGAGAUUGGUUUGACCGCAGACUGUGAUGCUCAUUUCAGUAUUGCUGCUACAGACGAAGACAGCCCAGAUGCUCCGAUGUACGAAGUUGUGAUUGGAGCUGAGGAUAACACCAAAUGCCUCAUUCGCAAAUGCAAAGAAUGUGAGUGUAUGGCCGAAGUAGACUGCCCACAUAUCCUAGAUAAGAACAAGCAGGUCGACUUCACCUUCGAGUUUGAGUUUGGUCACUUGAAACUCUUCAAGGGUAAGGGGGCUUCCAAGUCGGCCCAACCCAUCAUGUCAUGCGAAGAUCCAGAACCAUUGAUUGGUCUGGAGUACUUGGCGUUAAGUACUGGAUUCGAAAGCGACGGAGAAUCACACUGGAGGACAUAUAAUGUGUAAUUCUGGAGGUCACACGGCUUCUUCAAAUUCGAUGGAAAUAGACACACGACUACACAAAGAGUGACAAUGAAUUUAUUUAAAAACAGCAACAUUUACUCAAGAACAAUUUCUUAACAUGUAAGCAAAACUUAUUUUAAUAGUGAUUAUGCUGGUUUUUACAGGGAUUUUUUUUUUUAGAGGAAACAAUAUAAUUUUAAAGAAAAUAUUGUCUUAGUUUUAAACACUAAUAUUUCGAUUGUUAAGAAAGCUAUAAUAACAUAAUAUAUUAUGAUAAAGCAUCAAUUCCGAAUAGACUGUUGUUAGUAUUCAGGUUUAGAAACUCUAUCAACUGCAUGAGUCAGCUAAGAAAAUAGGCUGAUUCAGAACAGCAACAUUUAGCUCCCUAAACUUUGUUUUCAUCUUCUUGUAGCCCUUGUACUAGUGACUGUCAAACUUGUUUGAGAAGAACUUUUAAUUUCUCCUUAAUAGACAAAGGACGAGGAAACAUCUACAGGUAAUUCACACUUAUUUCAAGCACUUUUGAAACACUCGUUUACAAAACUCAACUGAAGCACUCAUUUGAAGCACUCUUUUGAAUCGGUUUGGCACUCAUUCAAAAUACUCAUUUGAAUCACUCAUUUGAAUCACUCAUUUGGAACACUUAUUUGAAACCCAUUUGAAGCGCAUAUUUUAAAGCAAUAAUGUGAAGCAAUCUUUUGAUAAACUCACUUGAAGCACUCAUUUGAAACGCUCAGUUAAAAACUCUUUUGAAGAACUCAUUUGAAGUAAAUUGAAACACUGAUUUGAAGCACUCAUUUCAAGCACUCAAUUGAACACUAAUUUGAAGCGCAUAAUAAAAACAUUCAUUUGAAACAAUUAAAGCACUAUUUUUAAGUGAAGCCAUCUUUUGAAAAACUCAUUUGAAACACACAUUUUAAAUACUCAUUGAAACUCUCAAGUGAAACAUUUUAAAUACUCAUUUGAAACUCUCAAAUGAAACACUCAAUUAUAGCGCAUAAUUAUUUCAAACAUUCAUUUGACACAAUUUAAGCACUAAUAUGAAGCCAUCUUUUGAAAAACUCACUUGAAACACUCAUGUGAAACACUCACUCAGUUUAAACCGUUGCUAACACAUAAUCUUUGACGUGUUUGAUAUGAGUUUAAAGGAUAUUGAUAACUUACGUUUAAAAUGCAUAAAUUAUUAGGCGUUAUUAAUAACAAGUUAAAAAAAACAUCUAUUUAGCAAUAUGUGCAGUAAUUAAAACAUAUGGUAUUUGGGAAAUUGUUUUAAUAUAAUAAAUCCUGCAUCAAAUCUAACUGAAUCUCGUUUGACAACCAAUUGUUGAAUCAUUGAUCUCACUAUAAGGAAUGUUAUUAUGGUAACCAACUACAUGGAUGUAGAUUUAGUGUAGACGUGUAAAUCAAUGUAAACGAUCAUUGAAGAUAACAGUGAAAUGAGAGUCGUCUGGCUGUCUGGUCACGUUGAUGAACGCGAAAGCAAUAAACAAAACAACCUAUAGCAAC
Molecule: messenger RNA, 8269 nt
Organism: Asterias rubens (European starfish)
Lineage: Eukaryota; Metazoa; Echinodermata; Asteroidea; Forcipulatida; Asteriidae
Product: neurogenic locus notch homolog protein 1-like
Exons: 76
Coding region: 107-6766 (2219 amino acids)
Biological process (GO): heterophilic cell-cell adhesion; Notch signaling pathway; establishment or maintenance of epithelial cell apical/basal polarity
Cellular component (GO): protein-containing complex; plasma membrane
Molecular function (GO): Notch binding; calcium ion binding
Source: RefSeq, a predicted model, not a curated record